Molecule: messenger RNA, 3009 nt
Organism: Drosophila teissieri
Lineage: Eukaryota; Metazoa; Arthropoda; Insecta; Diptera; Drosophilidae
Exons: 2
Coding region: 1-2628 (875 amino acids)
Source: RefSeq, a predicted model, not a curated record
AUGGAGCGCGGCACCAGCGGUGGUCAGCAGCAGCACCAGCAGCAGCAGUCAUCGCACCACCACCACCAGCAGCAACAGCAGUCGUCGCACCACCAGCAGCAGCACGCGCACCACCAGCAGCAGCGACACCACCAGCAUGUCGUCGCCGUUCACAGCUUCGAUCCUUAUCUGACCGUCGGCGGGGCGGACGAGGAGCACACGUCGGGCACCUCGUCCUUUGACAAUCCCGCCACCAAAAAGAAGCCGCCCAAGCUGAGGCCCAUCCACCGAUCCCUGUCCAUGGCCAUCGAUAAUUAUGCACCGUCUUCCGGGGAUCUCGACAUGGAUUUGGACAUGGAAAUGGGCAUGGAGAUGGGCAUGGACAUGGACCUGGACAUGGAGAUGGACCUGGAGGGCGAGGGCAUCAUCAUCAGUGAGAAGCCGCUGAUCCACCGCUCGGCCUCGCCCCUGCCCCAUCCCCGAUCCGGAGCCCUACCCCCGCAGACCCUAGCAAUCCCAGCACAACAGCAACAGCAACAUAUUAUAUCCCAUCCCAGCCAGCGUGGCGGUGGUGGUGGCACCGGCAGUGGUGCCGUUUCCCCAGCCCUUUCUGCCCGCCAGCAACACCAUCACCUCCUCCAACAACAACAACAACAACACCACCAGCAACAACACCAACAACAACAGCAACAUCAGUUGCACUUGCACACUUUUCAACAACUUGCCGCACAGGCAGCUGCUGCACGGCAUCAGACAACCCACCAGCAGCAUUCACUAUCGCACCGCCAACAUCCGCAACAACAUACGCAUCCACAUCAACAGCUUCAACAUCCGCAUCCGCAUCAGCAUGCGCACUCGAAGAGCUCACCAACCUCACACGCGGUUAGCCCGGUGCUGGGCCAGCAGCACCGCCAGCAGCCGGACAUUUACCUGGUCAGCAGCAGCAGCAGCCUGGGCGAUGGUGUCGGUGUGGGCAGCUUGGGCGUGGGCGUGGGCAUGGGUAUGGGGCGAUCGUUGGGCGGGAGCACAUCGCCCAUUCAGUUCAUCGACGUGGACGAUAUGCCCAAUCCGACGGUGGCCCCGCAUCAGCGCCCAAUGCAUCCGCUGAAGAAGAACCUGUUCCGGCGAUCCGACACCAUUGACGUCCAUCCGUCUACCAAUUUUCAGAUGAAGAAAACGCAUUCCUUCCACGCGCAACAGGAUCCCGCCGCCCUGGACCAAAUCCAGCUGGCCGUAGCUGCCGGCUCCGCGACCUCCAGUCGUCGCACCAGUUCGGUGAGGGGCAACUUCCUAAUGCCCGGUCCGCCGGCCGGUGCCAAAGAGAUAUCCCGCUCACCGUCGCCCAGCCGACGGGGCUGUCGCUCGCACCGAUCGUUCAACGAUCCGGGUCGGAGGCCCAGUGUGAAGCCGGACUCGGUGGUGGAAUCGCAGAUCCGACAUCCCUCGCUGAACGAUGACCUCAUGGAGCCGAUGAACGGACGGAACCUCUUUGCGGCACCCACCAAUCUGUCGCUGGAGAAUGAGCUGUUCGUGGACACGCGUUCGCGCAGCAACAGUCACACCAAGAUGGAGGAGCUCGGCCUUGCGGAGAUCACCGCCGCUGCCGUGGCCGUGCAGCGCUUGCGCAAGAGCUCCGGAGCGGGAUCCUUUGAGGAUGCAGCCGCCGGUCACAGUGCCACCCACCCGCCUUCAGCAGCAAAUAGCAUCAAGCAGAAGCGGGACUCACACCACCCACACACCCGCCAAGUUAGCACGCACAGUUUGGAGCUAGACGGACGACCAUCGACCUCUGCGGCAGCGGCAGCCGCAGCCGCAGCAGCGGGCGGACAUGGAUUGCAGCUCCACAGCGCGGCGGCCGCGGCCAGUGCAGCGUACCACUUCAAGCGGGGCGCCCAGCACGGGCGGUCGCUCUACCUUUCGCCCAGCAACCUGGAAGAGCUAGCCGUCCACCGGCCAGGUGUUCUGGCAGCAGCAGCGGCUUUCCAGGGCACCAACGCCAGUGCCAGUGUGAAGCAGGCCAAGGCCCUGCACAGCGCCAGCGUUCGACUCCGUAGCUAUCGGGAGACACUGAGCGCGUCCAAGAAGUCCAAGAGCUUCAUCGGAGACGCGAGUGCUGGCAGCGGUCCGCAGGCGGGCGACGACUUCGAGCUGAGCUCGCCCCACCGACGCAACAGUCGCCCGCUAUCCACAGUUGUGCCUGGGUCCAGCAUCGAGGAAAUCAAGAGGAGUCCUCGACCCAUUUCCGCUUCGGCGGCAGCGGCUGCCUUCCUGGAGGAGAAGCGACCCAGCUUCGAGAGGAAAUCCUCGCUCACGUACGACCACGAGCUGAGCGAUGCCGCAUUUGCGGCCCAGGUGCUGAGGCCCUUUCACCACAAACUGGCUGCCGGACGGAAGGGGUCAGUGACCGGAGGCUCCCACAAACUGAAGAAGAAGUCGCUGAGCGAUGACACCGACGAGGAUGAGGCGGCGGAUCGCAAGCGCAAGCGGAUCGUCUGCAUUGUCCUGUCCACGGUCCUGUUGUGCCUGGUGUGCGCCAGCGUUUUUGUGCUGACCAUCACGCUGACCUCCAGCUCCGGCCAGGGCGGAAAGAAGGCGCAUUCGUUCAGCAGGGACACGCCCGUCCACUGGACGGGCAUGCGGCCCUCAUGAACUCCAACGCAGAGGCUGUGCUUCGGCCAUUUCACCAACCUGCCAGCUGGUUAUCCCCUGACUUUGGACUCGAUUUCGUUAACGUUUGCGUUUUCGCUUCCGCUUCGAUUCCGUGCUGUCGUUCCGCUCCAUGUUUUGUUUCCUCUGAGUCUCCGGGUCUCUGGUGGCCCCGAAUUGUCCAACUGACGCUUGAAGACUGCGGGAGAGAGGCAACUAGAAGAGAGGCAGCGGCAACUAUCGAAGAGUCUUGCGACAGGAGAACGAGCGCAACUUCCGCGAGAAUCUGGAGCGCACCUGGAUGAUGAAGAACCGCACCGAGCUGAAUCUGCAGCGCCAGCAGAUGGAGAUGCAGCUGCACGUCGUUCCAUGAGCGGAAGGAAG